Corvus hawaiiensis (hawaiian crow) is the source of this 9161-nucleotide messenger RNA. It is a transcript of the gene SLC12A3, whose product is annotated as solute carrier family 12 member 3. The coding region runs from base 6024 to 9143 and encodes 1039 amino acids. Lineage: Eukaryota; Metazoa; Chordata; Aves; Passeriformes; Corvidae. Gene Ontology annotation, cellular component: membrane. Gene Ontology annotation, biological process: cell volume homeostasis; chloride ion homeostasis; chloride transmembrane transport. The record is from RefSeq and is a predicted model, not a curated record. The transcript is spliced from 26 exons. Gene Ontology annotation, molecular function: sodium:potassium:chloride symporter activity.
ACUGAUUCUUGUGUUUUUAUGUUUUUAUUAAUUUUAUUUUCAAUUGGUUUACAUUUUGAAAUUUAUUCUUAAUUACUUAAUAGGCUAUGCAGAGAAAGAAGUCGUAGCUCUGCAGUAGAGACCCAAAUAAGGAAUUUUAUAGCAGAAGAGGAAAUGGAGAAGAAGAGUUUUACUGCUUAAUGAGCAUAAAGCUGGGAAACUUUAGGGGGUUUUGAAUGCAUGUUAAGUGUUGAAAAUGUGUCUGAUGCCCCACCCACCUGUGACACACUGCCAUCAGUCCAUCCUGUUGUCUCGUGUGGCACAUGUGCUGCUGCGGUGCCGGUGAGCUCUGUGUGCUGCACAGACCCCUCCAUGCUGAACCAGCUGUUCACAGCCCUUGAGCUCUGCUGAAGCUUUUGCAGGAGCAGCUGGGUUAGAAACAGGUGUGUUUUGGUAGGAGAGUUUUUUGGGAGCAACAUGUGAGUUUUUAGUCAGUUGGAUUCCAAGUUCACCAGAAGUGAGGAAGCUGAGCCAGAGAGGCCCAGGUGUGGGUGUGUUGGGCAUGGAUGGAUAUUACUGUUGGUUUAGUGGGAAACCUGAGUCCUACAAAAGCCAGGGGCUUUAAAAAUGGUUACCUUUAAAUGUUUUGAGCUAAAAUUAAAUAAUAGUGAAAGCUCAAGCAGCAUGUUAUAGUAUAAGCUUUUCUUUUAAUAUAACUUCCUAUCUUUGAAACAAAAUGGGAGGAAUGUUGGUGAUUACUCUUGUUGCUCCUCUACUGCUGUCUCACCCUCUUGUGUUACUGGGAUAUGAGAACAUGUGGAGUUUGGAAUGCAGACCAGGCAGCAAAAUGUAGGGGCUGACUUCAGCCUUUGUAUGUUAAUAGCUAUCAUGGGAGAGAAUUCAUCUCCAUUUUGCAAUGUCUAAGUUUAGUGGGAUGGAAGAAUAUCUGACUGACUUGAUGACAAUUUCCUAAUUACUUUUUUCACCAGAAAUGUAGCAUAAGUUUUGUCCACCUUUUGGACAGGAACCAAAGGGCUUGCCAGCCAUGCCAGUCCAUGUCUCUCAGCAUUAGCAAACCAUCUGCUGGGUUCCCAGUGGAUAGAGCUAGGGACUGUGUGCGGCACGGAGUGCUCCUGUAGCAUGGCCAGGAUUGUCCCAACCGAAGGCUGAGAGACUCCUGGACAGCACCCUGCAAGUAAAGGGGAGUUGGUGAGUUACCAAGGAGUUACUUGGGGCUGGGAGUGGGGUAGAAUUGCUUAACAAACUUGUCAGCCGGUGAGUGGAAAGCUGUAUUGGCUGUUAACGUUUCUGGCAUAUUUGUGUGGAAAUGCUUCUUGGCAUGUCUCAGGUAACGAUUGAUCCCAUUCCGUAGAGAACAGGCACCUUCCCUGUUGCUUGUGGACAGUCACGGUGAGGCCAGGGCUGCCCCACAUGCAGUCCUGCAGGGUGACCCUGCUCCUGUGUUUUCCUUGCUGGUGCUCAGCCCCUGUCCCUGAGUUACUCCCAGCAUCAAACCACGUCCCAUACACAGAGUCUGGCAAGUCUGCACCUGUCCUCAGGCAACCACUGACCUGAGCAAGAGAGGGACAAGGUUUGCUGGAGUCUGUUUGGGAAGGGUGAGGGCCGCCUUCCCUGCUGUAAUUAAUUCCCUCUCCCUGAUCUGCCAUUCAUGCAGGGACAGAUUUUUGGGGCUCAGGUCUCACUGCUGCCAUUUCAGGACUUUGUUCUCCUGUCUCUUGCCCAUCCCCUGCUCAGGAGAGCUAUUGUGCUGCUUCACUGGCAUGUUCUGAUGUCCAGUGUUGAACCUGGGGACCUUCUAUAAGCAGUACAUUGCCCUUUCUCCAUCUGCCCUUCAGGGAUGCUGUAGCAGGUGCUUUCUGGUGCUUCUCAACCUUCAUGGGUGUUGGUAAAAGGGAAGGUUGAUGUCUGUAUAUAGUUUGCUCCCUUUGUACCCAGUGGUUGUGACUCCAGCCUUUGGUCCCUUUUUAAGCUAAUCAGAGACUGAAUUAUUUCAUGCUUUCAAAAUCUAAGAUGAUCCUUCUGUGAUGGACAGAUGGGAAAUAAAUGCCAGGGAGUCCAAGUCCCAAGACUAACCCUGGAAAGGUAAGACCAGCCCCAUUUCAGUCAAGAUAAAGAGAUUGUGGGUAUAACAGAAAGUGCCACAGAUACUUGGAAUUAAUUCAUUACUUUUUGAUGGCCCUGUGAUUUCUUCUUAGGUCUGUGCAGGUGGUGAAUGUUACAUCCCAUCCAUCUUCCCACAUUCCCCAGAGUGGCAGGUUCCAGCUCAGUGCCUGUGCCUGGCUCUGGCAAACCUGACUCCUCUGCAUGACUUUAAGGGCUUUGCUGCUGCUUUGAGGUGGAUGCUGACGCACAUACUGGUGCUUUGCUGAAUAAGGCACCCCCAUGGUUUUCCAGAUGUCCCUGUUUUCCCCCCACCCUAUGCUUAUUCUGCUGGAGAGAACAACCAGCUUCUGCUUCCUCAGGUUUUGUACCAUCAUGCUUUGACUUUGCUAAUUUACAAGCUUAGCCUGUUCUAAAUAGCUUAUGUGCUGGAAGGGUUUUUUGGGGUGUCAUGCCUUGUGUUUGGUAUCGCCUGUUCAAAGGUGGUGUCACCAAGCACUCCCUUUACAACAGGGAGUGUGCAUAGGGUGCAGCAGAGCUGGGGAUGUUCAUCUGAGCUGAAUUCAUUCUGAGUAAAAACUGACAAAUCUUCUCUAAGUCAGUGGAGCUCUGCUCUUUAUACAUGAAGCAAGCACAGAUUAAAUUUAGGAUAGUUCAUCUGCUUUUUCCUACUGUGAGACUAAUCCCUGGCAUUAAAGAUCCUCCAGGUAGGUGAGAUGCAUCUGAAGGGUGGCUCAUUGGUUUGAGUCACAUACAGCUGAAGCUUGUGUUGCUGCUGGAGGUUGGAGGAGAAAGUGAAAAGGUGCUUGCUGUGAGAGCGCGUGCCAUCCUGUUCUGGCGUGGAUGCAGCAGAGGCAGGCAGUCUCCAGGCCUACGUCCCACAGUUUGUGUGGCUCUUUGGUUCUGGAACAUCCACACGUGCUGCAUUACCAGUGCAGCAGCUCCUAAAGCUUUACAGGCUGCACCCCCUCCAAGGAGCAAGGGUUGAGUGAUGUGGUCUGGGUUUACAGGGGAGUUGCAGAGAAAUCUGGAAAUAUUCACUGUAAACUUCUGCUCUAUGUUACCUGUCCAGUCGGGAAAAAGGUAGUUAAAGCUCUGCCCAGGGUUAACCUGGUAAAAACUACACUGAGCUGAGGGAAGACAAUCAGUUCCUGUGGGAACUGGCAUUGCUGAAAUGUGCCUCGAGGGCCUCCUAAACACUGUCAGAGAGCUGGUGUCAGUGGGUCCUGUCUUCUCAGCCAUCUCUGUGAGGUUUUUCUAGUCCCCACAAGAAAAUCCUUCUAAGUAUUUUCACCGUUAUCCCAAAGUAUGCUGGUCACAGUCCGGGUACUGCAUACAGCCUGUGGGUUACAUUCCUACUUCUCUGCCUUUCCUUGGAUUUCCCCACUGAAUGCAGAUUCUGCAUCUCAAUCUGAUUUUUUGUUGUGUUUUCCAGAUCCUCUGGCUGGAGUAGACCUGCUAAAUGAGGUGGCUUCUCUGUUCACCUCCAUUUCCUACUACUACUGCAUUUGUCUAAGACAGUGCUUGGAUGUUGUUCCUCACAGGAGCUGAAGAAAUUGUGUUCAGAAAAAGUGAAUUUAAUGAACCUCUUUUGGUUUUGUUACUCUCCCAACCCUUGUCACCCCAGCCUCUCAAAGAAGCAAAAUGUUUUCCUUCCGGCCUGGAAGAAGGAAGGGGAUAUUGUUAAUUCCAGUUCUGUGUCCCUGGGGUGGGACAGCACUCAAAUACUGCCACCAUUCAUGUCCCUGUUACCAGCAUUUUUGUCCUCUUUCUCUCUGGGUCUGAAGUUGGAAGGAUGGAAAUGGUGUCUGGAAGAGAUGGGAGAUGACCUCUAUGUUCCCACUAGGAAAGGCUACUGGCAGUUGGCUGAAUAACCAUCUCUUUUUUCUUCCCAGGCUUCCUUUGCUGCCGUGCUGAGAAAUUGAGUCUGCUCUGCUGGUGGGUUUGCAGCGCUGAGCCCCUGCAUCGUUCAUGUGUCCUGUGUCACUCAGGGCGGUAGGUUCCCUCUUCCACAGGGCUGGAAGCAGAUCAAUUAAAGCCUCAUUAAAGCCCGUUGGAAUAGAACACUUUGGCAGUCUUUAAAAGAAGCUGUAUAAAGCACUGCACCAUUCUCUGCUUAACUCCAUUUUGGGUUCAUUUGAUGCAUUUAAUAGCCAGAACAAACUGGGGGAAUCGGCUGGAAGUGAGGGAAAGCCCUGCAGAAACUACUUGGCACCUCUUCCCUGUGAGUAGAGAGGCUGGAGGGAGGUGCUGCAGAGCUCCCCUCCCUGCCCGCAGCUCCCAGCGCCGCUCGGCCCCGGUAUUGUUGCUGCAGCUGGUGUUGUGAAUCAGGCCGACGACAAGCGCUUCCUACAAUCCGGCUAUUUCACUACACCAGGGUUGCAUCAUACCACUCGCUUCGUUCUUCGCCCGCCUCUGGAGCCCUCCUGUCUCUUCUGGAGCAUCUCUGACCGUGCUGUGUUUAACAGACCCCCCGCUUACGAGGCUGAUUUGCGCUGGUUUGGACAAAUCAGUGUUUUUGACGAAACAACGAGGUUCUACAAUAAAACCAUUUCUGCUAGGUGUGAGUCUGCUGGCGCAUCUGUUGUGAGAGGAAGCUGGUGUCCAGUUUGUGGGGGGUGUUGCAUGAGGGGCUAGGGUGAGACACUUUCCUCGUCCCCACCUCGCCCUUGUCCUCGCUCUCCAGGCUCCGAGGUGCUCUGCAGUGCUGCGAGGGCUGAGCACGGAUGCAGACCAGGCUGCCUGUCCUCAGCUUCCCGGCUAAGCGGGGUGCGCGGGGUUUGGGUGAUCACGGCCGUCUGCCCUCACACAAACAAGGGGGCUGGAGCAAGUCCUCAAAAAUCAGGUCAGAAUUUGUGUGUGAAUGCAAAGACAGCCAGAGGCAGCAGGGCAGGCAGGCCCAAUUUUCCAUUAACUUGCAAAGCUACACGAGCUGAAAUUCCAAUGGGCUGCCCUCGGAUUUUAUUGCCGGCCUUGUUUGCUGUCUUUGCUGAUCUUAUCUGUAACUGCUUUCGGGACACAUGUGACAGGGGCUGCAGGGGUGUAACAGGCGCCCAUCCCUCCCCCUGCCCUCGGCUCUGUGGCUGUGGGGUAUACGGCCACACGGCCUCAGCUCCUGUUUUCUGUGAUGUGAGCAGGAGUUCAAGUGGCUUAUUAACUCAGGGAUGGGGCUGGGGGGAAUUCUGAACCCUGGGUGCUCAGUGGUGCCCUGUCCCUGGGUCAGGAGGGGAAGGGGGCUGUGGGACCAUGGGCAUCUCUGCUGCCUGGUACUGAAAGCUGCCAGCUCCCAGCCCUAGACAAGCACAGACAGACUGCCACUGCUCUGUGUACCCUGGCUUCUCCAGCCCCCUGGAAUCUGAGUCCCAGCAGGGGUAUCCCUCACAUUCCUUGAUGUCACACUCCCCCUUUCCCCAUGGUUUCACUGUGAGAUAAAGUGGCCAUUCCCCUCCCUGCAUCCGGCCCAGCUCAAUGCCGCAGGCGGCAUCUUGGAGACCAGCCAAGAUGAUUUACGAGAUCUGACGGGUCUGGGACAGUAUCCCAGGGAAGGGCGAGGGUGCGUGGGAGUCUUACUCCCUUUUUCCAUAAUAAAUCCCUGUGGGAACUGAAUGUUCCUGGGUUGGGGCCGGAGGCAAACUCAAUGCUGCAUUUCUCUGCUGAUCUGUCCUUGGGACUUAAUCUCAAAUCUGUUAUCGCUGCCCCCAUCGAGCGCUGGGAGGCAGUGAUGCCCAUUACUGCGGUUUUGGUAUCCCUUCCAGCUAUUUUUUUCCCCCUGACCAGCUCGGGGUGGUUCAAGCUGAUUCCUUUCCUCUAUUAGCAUCAGCAGUGGGUGUGUGCCAGUCGCCUCGCUCCAGUUUUGCAGGGUAUAAAGCCGGCAAGCCCCUCUCCACCCCGUCCCCCACCUGGCAGGCACUUGGGCAGGGGCAAUGGCCGAGCUGCCCAUCCCAGAUCUGCCCCCAGCCCACUGCAGUGGCCGCUUCACCAUCAGUACUCUCCUGCCUCCUCUGCCCUGCAUGGAGGAGGGGGACCGGGGUCCCUAUGCACCCACCGAAGGGUCCGGCUGCGACAGCGCCCAGCCCACCCACCUGUCCAGCAGCACCCUCUGCACCAGGACCUUCGGCUACAACACGGUGGACGUGGUGCCUGCCUACGAGCACUACGCCAACAGCAAGGGGGUAGGCGAUCUCAGGAAGGGCAGGCCCUCACUGGCUGACCUGCACUCCAUCCUCAAGCCUGACCCAGGCCGCUUCCGCACGCCAGUGUCUGACCUGCAGCAGAGCAAUGGCCUGCCAGAGGCCGGGCCAGAGGCUGGGCUGGAGGAGGCAGAAGGGGAGCCUGGCAGAGCCUCCAUGCCAGAACCUGUCCGCUUUGGAUGGGUGAAGGGCGUCAUGAUUCGCUGCAUGCUGAACAUUUGGGGAGUUAUCCUCUACUUGCGCUUGCCCUGGAUCACCGCCCAGGCAGGAAUCGCCCUGACAUGGCUCAUCAUCCUCAUGUCCGUGACAGUGACCACCAUAACCGGCUUGUCCAUCUCUGCCAUAUCCACCAAUGGCAAAGUGAAAUCAGGUGGGACCUACUUCCUCAUCUCACGGAGCCUCGGGCCGGAGCUGGGCGGCUCCAUCGGGCUGAUCUUUGCCUUUGCAAAUGCGGUGGCUGUGGCCAUGCACACAGUGGGCUUUGCCGAAACUGUCCGGGACCUGCUGCAGGAGCACAAUUCCCUCAUCGUGGACCCCACCAAUGACAUCCGAAUCAUUGGGGUCAUCACUGUGACAGUGCUGCUGGGCAUCUCCCUGGCUGGCAUGGAGUGGGAGGCCAAGGCACAGAUACUGUUCUUCCUGGUCAUCUUGGUGUCCUUCAUUAACUACCUGGUGGGGACAGUGAUCCCAGCCACCACCGAGAAGCAAGCGAAGGGCUUCUUCAGCUACCGAGCUGAUAUCUUUGCUCAGAACUUUGUGCCCAACUGGCGUGGACCUGAGGGCUCGUUCUUUGGUUUGUUUUCCAUUUUCUUCCCAUCAGCAACUGGCAUCCUGGCUGGGGCCAACAUUUCGGGUGACCUGAAGGAUCCUGCCGUGGCCAUCCCCAAGGGCACGUUGAUGGCCAUCUUCUGGACCACUGUGUCCUACCUGGUUCUUUCUGCUACCAUCGGUGCCUGUGUGGUCCGAGACGCCUCAGGCAGCCUGAAUGACAGCGUGGCCGUGGGCUCACUGGGCUGUGAGGGACUGGCCUGCAGCUUCGGCUGGAACUUCACCUCCUGUGCCCAACAGCAGAGCUGCCGAUAUGGGCUCAGCAACUACUACCAGAGCAUGAGCAUGGUGUCUGGAUUUGGCCCCCUCAUUACAGCAGGGAUCUUCGGCGCUACCCUCUCCUCGGCAUUGGCCUGCCUUGUCUCAGCCCCCAAAGUCUUCCAGUGUCUCUGCAAGGACCAGCUCUACCCUCUCAUUGGCUUCUUCGGGAAGGGCUAUGGGAGGAACAGCGAGCCCAUCCGUGGCUACAUGCUCACUUACAUCAUUGCCAUUGGCUUUAUCCUCAUCGCUGAGCUCAACGCCAUCGCCCCCAUCAUCUCCAACUUCUUCCUCUGCUCUUACGCCCUCAUCAACUUCAGCUGCUUCCACGCCUCCAUCACCAACUCCCCAGGCUGGCGACCCUCCUUUCGGUAUUACAGCAAGUGGGCCGCACUCUUUGGAGCCACUGUCUCAGUGGUGAUCAUGUUCCUGCUGACCUGGUGGGCAGCGCUCAUUGCCUUCGGCAUCGUCAUCUUCCUCCUGGGAUAUGUCCUCUACAAAAAGCCAGGUGUCAACUGGGGCUCCUCCAUGCAAGCCAGCUCCUACAAUAUGGCCCUCAACUACUCCGUGGGGCUGAGUGAAGUGGAUGAGCACAUCAAGAACUACAGACCGCAGUGCCUGGUGCUGACUGGCCCACCCAACUUCCGCCCGGCACUGGUGGAUUUUGUGGGGACCUUCACCAAGAACCUCAGCCUGAUGCUCUGCGGCAACGUGCUGAUUGGACCACGGAAGCAGAAGAUGCCGGAGUCCCGGCUGAUGGCAGAUGGCCACACUAAGUGGCUAAUGAAGAGGAAGAUCAAGGCUUUCUACACGGAUGUGGUGGCUGAGGAUUUGAGAAGUGGUGUCCAAAUGCUCAUCCAGGCUGCUGGCCUCGGGAAGAUGAGACCUAACAUCUUAGUGCUGGGCUACAAGAGGAACUGGCGGACGGCAUCUCCACAGAGCCUGGAGGACUACGUGGGGAUCCUGCACGACGCUUUUGAUUUCAAGUAUGGUGUGUGCUUAAUGCGGAUGAAGGAAGGGCUGAAUGUUUCCCGAGUGCUGCAGGCACAUGUUAACCCCACGUUUGAGGCAGCAGAACACCCCAAGAAUGGCACUGGCAGCAGAGCAGCCCCAGGCACAGUGGACCCCACCACCUUGGCCAGUGAGCAGCAAGCGAGCACCAUCUUCCAGAGCGAGCAGGGCAAGAAGACCAUUGACAUUUACUGGCUCUUUGAUGACGGAGGUCUCACGCUGCUCAUCCCCUACCUCCUGGGGCGCAAGAAGCGGUGGGGAAAGUGCAAAAUCCGGGUGUUCGUUGGUGGACAGAUCAACAGGAUGGACGAGGAGAGGAAGGCGAUUGUCUCUCUGCUGAGCAAGUUCCGCCUCGGCUUCCAUGAGGUCCACAUCCUCCCUGACAUCAACCAGAAACCCCGGCCAGAGCACAUCAAGAGGUUCGAUGAACUCAUCGCUCCCUUCAGGCUGAACGAUGGCUUCAAAGAUGAGGCCACAGUGAAUGAGAUGAGGCAGGGCUGUCCCUGGAAGAUUUCUGAUGAGGAGGUCGAUAAAAACAGAGCCAAGUCGCUCCGACAAGUGAGGCUGAAUGAGAUUUUGCUGGAUUACUCACGGGAUGCAGCACUCAUAGCCAUCACUCCGCCCAUCGGCAGGAAGGGCCGCUGCCCCAGCUCCCUCUACAUGGCCUGGCUCGAGACCCUCUCGCAGGACCUGAGACCCCCUGUCAUCCUCACACGAGGAAACCAAGAGAAUGUGUUAACGUUUUACUGCCAAUAAAACCUCCUGGAUCCCUGA